Molecule: messenger RNA, 3580 nt
Organism: Drosophila takahashii
Lineage: Eukaryota; Metazoa; Arthropoda; Insecta; Diptera; Drosophilidae
Gene: Prestin
Product: solute carrier family 26 member prestin
Biological process (GO): transmembrane transport
Cellular component (GO): plasma membrane
Molecular function (GO): chloride transmembrane transporter activity; oxalate transmembrane transporter activity; sulfate transmembrane transporter activity
Source: RefSeq, a predicted model, not a curated record
GGUCAGUCGAACGCUGUUUUACUUUUGUCGCGUAUUUUCCCCCCAUUCCUUUUGGCGCGAGCAUCUUUUUUUGGCGUUCGACCCCCUCGACAACACCAGCAACAAUUACAACUGCAGCAACAACUUCACCAGAUUAUAACGACAAAAAACGUUUUACGUGUGUCGCAAGCGACGCUUUUCGGCAUUACAAACGUGUGGUUAAAUAAGUGGAAGUAAAUAUUAAUGAAAUAACGGAGCCGUAAUAGUAACUAAAAAUCUAGUUAGCAUUAAUUUGCAGGCCUUUUAGCCAGUUUUAUAUAAGUGAUAAUUUUGUUGGCUGAACAAAAAUGAAUAAAGAGUGCUUAAAGUUCAAUAUAUUCCCUAUGCAUGCGCCACAAAAGUGUUAAUCAAAUUUUUACUGGCAACAAGUGAUACAAUAACAAAGGCAACGGCCAUUAAACAACGGGCGCUAUCAAAAGUUGAAGGUGCCAACAAAUCGACAACGACAAUAUAGACGACAACAACAACAACAACCACAGCAGCUGUACUCGUUUGGCAGGCGAAUCGAAUGCCAACAAAAAUAAUUUAGUUUUCUUAAGAAACCCAAACACCAUCUUAAAUCCUUGCCCAAAGGAGCCUGGAAGCGAUUAAAAGACUUGCACGAUCGCCAGAAGAGGCGGCGUCACUUACUAAUAGAGAACUAUACCCAGGAUUCACAUAUCGACAACGAAGCUGGCACUUUAUUGAUACCCAUUGUACUGAAGGAGACCCCACCAAUUAGAGCCACUGGAACAAUACCCAAGAAACCCAAAGACGCUGAUUGUGAUUCUAGUUGCCCCGUGUCUCGCUUCCGGCAGUUACAAUUCCAACGCGACCUUCGCAUUCAUCCUUUCACAGACACCAAUGUGGAACGCGGCAGAAAACAAAAGGACAUAGAAGUAGAGGAAGAUUUAGCCAAAAUGCCUAGUGAUAAAGAGAGUCCAGAAACCAAACCACUGAACAAUAACAACACAAACGGAAACGGUGGCAGUGCACCGAGCAAGCCAAAGAUCCAGCCAAAAUACAGCAUCCACCGGGAUGUGCUGACCCACGAGGUGGUGAUCAAGCAGACGGGAUAUGCGGCCCGGGACAAGAGCAUACCGUCCUCGCUGCGCAACUGCUGGCACAGCUGGAACUUCUUCGCACUCUUCACCGGCGUGAUUCCCAUCCUGCAAUGGCUACCUCAGUAUUCGCCCAGGAGAGACCUUCCUGGAGACAUUAUCGCCGGCUUCACCGUGGCCAUUAUGAACAUACCGCAUGGCAUGGCGUAUGGAAUUCUGGCGGGAGUUUCGGCCGGAAACGGUCUCUAUAUGGCCGUCUUUCCAGUACUGGCCUACAUGUUUUUGGGAACCUCCAAGCACAUCUCGAUUGGCACCUUUGCGGUGGCCAGCAUGAUGACGGCCAAGGUGGUGGAUACGUUCGCCAAUGUGGAUGAUCACCAUCAUAUGUUGGCAACUGGAUUGCUGUCGAAUGGGACAACUACUGCAUCACCUCUCCUGGCUUUGAAUUCUUCAGCACUUGUGGACUUAACUACCUCAACCAGCACAUCCCCUCUUUCGGUUUUGGCUGAAACUACCACUGCAUCCACUCUUCAGCUAUUGAAUUCCACCCUGAUUGCGGAUCCCAUCACAAAACUGGAGGUGGCCACCUCGCUGGCCCUCACCGUUGGCAUUGUGAACCUCCUAAUGGCCUUUUUAAGACUGGGAACCCUGUCGUCCCUGCUGAGUGAGCCCCUGGUCAAUGGAUUUACCACAGCUGCAGCUUGUCACGUGGUCACCGCCCAGCUGAAAGAUGUCCUGGGCAUCUCAGUGCCCCGUCACAAGGGCGCUUUCAAGAUCAUAUACAGUGUUAUUGAUGUGGUUAAGGGCGUGCCGGAAACGAAUUUGGUGAACUUUGGCUUUUGCAUGGCGGUGAUCGUAUUCAUGACGAUCUGCAAUGAGAUCUUGAAGCCGCGCCUGAGCAAAAAGUGCCGCUUCCCCCUGCCCGCCGAGCUGAUCAUGGUGAUUGGCGGCACACUGAUCUCCAAGUGGUUCAAUCUCCAGAUCGACUACAAAGUGAAUCCGGUGGGUACGAUACCCAGUGGACUGCCGGAUCCCGUUCUGCCGCGACUGGAUCUUGUGCCAAAGGUGGCCGUGGAUUCCAUAGCCAUUGCCAUAGUGACCUACUCCAUAAUCAUGUCCAUGGGCCUGACUUUCGCCAAGAAGCAUGGCUAUGAGGUCAGGCCGAAUCAGGAGCUAUUCGCCAUGGGCAUUGGCAACAUGGUGGGCGGCUGCUUCUCCUGCAUUCCCAUGGCCUGCUCCUUGUCGAGAUCUGUAAUCCAGGAUCAGACAGGUGGUGUUUCGCAGAUAGCUUCACUGGUCUCCGCUGCGCUGGUGGUGGUUACUCUUAUGUGGAUAGGUCCCUUUUUCGGCAGUUUGCCCAGGUGCGUUCUGGCUGGCGUCAUUAUAGUGGCCCUGAAGCCUAUGUUUAUGCAGGCCAAGGAACUGAAAAAGUUCUCCAAACAGGGCAAGCUUGAGAUGUUCACCUGGAUAUCCACCUUCCUCUGCGUGGUGAUCAUCGAUAUUGAUAUAGGCCUACUGAUUGGCAUCUGCAUCUCCCUGUUGGCCCUGUACAUCAAGGGCCUGAAGCCCUACUCCUGCCUUCUGGGCUACAUGCCAGAGGCUCCGGGAAUCUAUAUGGAUGUCAACCAGCACCGGAAUGCGAUGCAGGUGCCCGAGACCCGCAUUUUCCGCUACAGUGGCUCUUUGAACUUCGCCACCAGUUUGUUCUUCCGGCGGGCUCUGUACGAGGCCGUGGGUCUGGACAAGAUGCCACUGACGAAGGUCACCAGCAGCAGCAGCAGCAGUAGCAAUAGUCCCAGCAAGGGCAGCAAGUCGAGCUAUUCCCCGGUUUCGCAGAACGGAGGAAAGGCAGUCAAUGGCCAGUUGGAGCAGUCGGCCGGUGCGUUCAAGGUGCUCAUCCUGGACUUCUCGAUGCUGGGGCACAUAGAUGUGGCCGGAUGUCGCACCCUCACGGAUGUGAGCAAGGAGCUGAAGGUGCGGGGAGCCCGCCUGCUGCUGGCCAGCCCCGUUGAUAGGGUGUACGACACCCUGGUGCACAGCAUGGCCCUCAGCGAAGGACCCUUCGAGAUCUUCCCCACGCUGCACGAUUGUGUGGAGUAUGCCAAUGCCUGUCGGACGGCGUGAGAGCGCGAUCCUCCUGCUCCAGAUGCGGAGGCAAACCACGUUUUGUGAUAUGUCCAAGUGAUAGCUUGCGAAUCGUAGCACCAAAACCCCCUUCCUAGUUGCUAAGACCUAUUUUAAACUGAUUAGAAACAAUGUCGCCGUCUACAAUCAAGCAGAAUAGGCUAAGUUCGUUUAAGUGCCUCCAAAAUAUUGAUUUUUGUACUUAAAUCACACACAGCCCACCAGUCAAGGCAACCGAAGAACUUCGAGCGAUCAACGGAGCGCAUUGAUUUAGUGCAAUUUGUACCAAAAUGAACAAUUCAAACACACACAAUUAGUUUUUAGGCUUAAAAUGUAUAAAAUUGUAUGUAUAAACUGUACAUAAACAUUAAACUGAA